Molecule: messenger RNA, 1494 nt
Organism: Rotaria sp. Silwood2
Lineage: Eukaryota; Metazoa; Rotifera; Eurotatoria; Philodinida; Philodinidae
Source: the annotation of a GenBank genome assembly
AUGGCUCGACGACCAUUGCCAAGCAAUAACGAACAAGAAUCUAACGAGGAAAACACCGAUGACAGUCUUGAUCUUUAUGAUGAUGAUUGCAAAAGAAACGGAGUUGAUCAUAGAACAAUCAAAGGUCCUCCGUUAGAAGUUCUUCUCAAUAUAUGUCCUCAACCACCUUAUAUCAAGGAUAUGCCACAUACUCCACCUAAUAAUUGGAUAUUUAUGAUAAAACCAUUUAAAUAUAACCUAUCUAAUCUUAAUCGUGAACCUGCACCAAUCAAUGAGAAUAAUCGUUAUAUUGAUGCAUGGAAUGAACAUCAUGUUCGCAUGCCAUGUUCAAUACAUUAUACUUCGAGAACUGGACAUCUACAAUGGCCUAUCAUUUGUCAAUUACUAUGUCAUCUUAAACAAAAAUGUGAUAGUCAUACAGCAACUAUAGAAGAUUUAAAACCGCCACCUUUAUUACGUAUCAAAUCAAAUCGUUCAGUAACAAUGUCACAACGACAAGCUGCUUCAUUAUUGGCAUGUGCAUUUUUUUGUUUAUUUCCAUAUCGUUCUGGUUCAAAAGUAAAGAAAGAAUAUGAAAGUUUUCAAAAUCCAAAUUUUAAUACAUUAUAUCAACGUGGACCUUUACAAAAAAUUGAAAAACUCAAAUGUAUUUUACAUUAUUUUGAACGUAUUACCAGACAAAUGCCUAAUGGUGUAAUUACUUUUCGACGUUAUGCAUUGUCAGAUCCACUUGUACCAAAAUGGUCUAAAUCAACAAAUGGUCUCAUUCCCAUGCAUUUAACAACGAUUAAAAGGAUCGAAGAUAUUGAUUGUGUUUUACAAGUUGAUUUUGCCAAUAAAUAUAUUGGUGGUGGUGUAUUGACUUCAGGUUGUGUUCAAGAAGAAAUACGAUUUAGUAUUUGUCCUGAAAUGCUUGUUAGUUUACUUGUUUGUGAAGUAUUAGAAUCGAAUGAAUGUAUCUAUUUGAUUGGUUGUGAACGAUAUUCAACUUACAAAGGUUAUUCAAAAACAUUUCAAUAUGAUGGAGAUUAUAUCGAUAGUAAAUCUCAAGAUAAUUGGGGAAGAAAAUGGUCUCAUCUAGUAGCUAUAGAUGCUACGUUUUUUCGUGAUCGAUCAAAGCAAUAUGAUAUGAAAUCUAUUAAACAUGAAUUAAUUAAAGCCUAUGCUGGUUUUCAUACUAGAGGACAAACAUCGGAUUAUGCAUUUCCUAUUGCAACUGGAAAUUGGGGUUGUGGUGCAUUUAAUGGUGAUAGACAAUUAAAAGCAAUAAUUCAAUUAAUAGCUGCUUCUGAAGCUGUACGUCCAUUGAUAUAUGCAACUUAUGGUGAUAAGAAUUUAAUCGAAUCCUUCUACGAAGUAUAUGAUUAUUUGAUAGGCCAACGUGCUAAAGUACGAGAUUUAUAUCGUUAUCUUGAUCAAUAUUGUAAUAGACGUUCACGAUGUUCAUUAUUUCAUUUUAUUCUACAAACACCUGUUUCAUUACUUAGUUCUUAA